GGGGUUACUCCUGUAAUUUAGUUCUAACGGAUAGACUUCACCUAAAGCCCCCAAUUGGAACUUCAGGUGUUCCUUCCUCUUUUGUUUGUUGCAUGCACGCAGCCCAAAGCCUUUUCUUUGCUUUCUCGUACUGAAAUUACUCCUCAAUUUCUCGUUUGCUCUUGUUCUCUAUGUCCAAACGGUAAUUGGGUCGGCGUGUUAAUGGCGGAUGAUGAAUCCAGAUCGGUUUUCGACUGGGAGAACUUCCUUCAACAGCGAAAGAUCGAAUCCAAAGAAUGGUCAAUGGUGGUGAUUAGGGAUUCUCUUCCCAAUGAUGAUUUCUCCGUUUUCCCACCUUCAAAACAUGAGAAUCUACACCCCCCAUUGGUUGAAGAAGAAGAACGAGGAAGCCCAGUUUCAUUUCAAUCCAAUUCGCCAUCAUUGUCGUUUAGGUCGUCCCAAUCAUCCUCAUCCUUCUCGUCUUUCUCAUUCUCUGAUGACGAGAUUUCACACCCGCACUCACCGAAGCCAUCUGAAUCUCAAAUUCGAAAAUCCAUGGCGGCUUCUAGGUGGCUGCCUUUUGCGCUUCAGAUUCUAUGCUCACGGAUUACUGCAAUGGCGCGUAGAACGGCUUUUUGGUUGUUUUCCCCUGCAGGAAGGAUUGGAUUAUUGGUGACUCUUUUGUGGCUGUACAAGAGAGCUCGUAAGCGCCGUUUACGUCAAAGUACCGAGCAAUUAAAGAUGAUGAUCAAGGAGAAAGACGAGAAAAUCAGCCAACUACUGCAACAAGUUGCUCAAUUGAAUAGAUCACUGUUAUUAACUCAACAGAGAGUACUGCCUUCGAAUUGGAAAAUGAAACAAGAUGGAAUCGUUUAGCUUGUAUCUCAGAGAGGCAGCAAGAAGUAUUGCAGCUAUUCUGAAUGCCUCUCUUCGUCGUCAUUGGCUUGAAUUCUUGUUCAGAUUUAUUAUACUAUAGAUGGAUUCCAGUAGCAGCAGAUUGGAACCGAGACAAAAGCUCCUGCUUUUGCAGUGCGAUGAAGCACAGAGCAAGAAUAUAAGACGUUAACUACGCUUCAAACGAGUUGAAUCUGUUUGUGCUGCACACGAACAGAUUUCGGUUCCUUGCUGAAAUAUAUAUAGAUGAUUUGUAUUGAUUUUUUCAGUAUUUGUUCCAAUAUAUAUGUGCGAUUAAAAGUCUUCAUAGUGUCAGCCAUUUAUCAACUUGGUUUACUGACUGGGAAGCCUAUUCUUAUGCACCAGUAUAUUGGAUUUGUAAAUAGAUAUGAUAUGCUUUUCCUCAAUGUUAGACUAGUUAACAUGGCUUCCAAUAAAAGCUGAUUGACAGAAGCACAAACAAAAUAUGAGACUUUAAGAAGAUGCUAGCUGUACCGCAACUAGAGAAUCAAGUUCCUACUUGACAUAUAAUUUUAUAUUAACACAACUUUCAUCAACUUAUCAGACAA
Benincasa hispida (wax gourd) is the source of this 1442-nucleotide messenger RNA. RefSeq lists its product as uncharacterized. The record is from RefSeq and is a predicted model, not a curated record. NCBI's taxonomy places the organism in Eukaryota, Viridiplantae, Streptophyta, Magnoliopsida, Cucurbitales, Cucurbitaceae.